AUGAAGUACCUGGUGGGCAAACGAAGAGAUGGCCGCACCGACGGCAACGACACGUUCACUGGUCUCGCACUGCCAAUCCUCCUUGCCGAAAGAACGGACCUCGAUAUGACAAACUUGACCAGCGACUUUGAUGCCCUUCUUAGGGGGCAUCAGGCUGCGCCGACAAAGCCGUUUGACGCUGACACCACCGACGAGUUCCUCAAGGAAGCCUACCGUAUUAACUCGCUCAUCGCGCAUCUACACAGCGAGCUUCGCAACUUGCGUCAAGCAUACCUAUCGACGGCCACCCCCCGGAGAACAGCCCUUCGUGGCGCUGCAUCCCGAACGGGACCUGGCCAACAUGUUCAUCUCACGGACCGCGACCGCGAGGAAAUUGAUGCCAACGCCAAGAUGACUCUCCGCGAUCUGAAUGCCAGGAUUCGCUCACUCGAGGAUGCCGAGCAGCUACGGCAAAACACCCAGGCAGCUCUACUCAAGAAGCGUUUUUCGCGCGGCCUGGCUGUUCUGGGCUCUUGGGCUGCGGGUGGUAAGAGCGCAGAACAGGCCGAGCUUGAGGCUGCCGCGCGUCAGCUCGGUGCACACCGAGAAAGCGUUAUAUGGUACCUGAGAACACGCUUACAGGAAGCGACACGGACGCAGCAAUGUAUGAUGGAAACCCGUCUUGCAAGAGAGAUGGAGAAGAGCAAGGAUGUUUUGGCAAAAACGAGGCAUACGGCCCUGCUCAACAACACGCACGAAGCUGCGAACGGGAGCUUUGCUAAGCCCUCGACUGACACGGUGCACAUGGCCAUAACCAGUGCCACAGGGCUGGCUGCUGAGGAAGUGGAAAAGAGGAGGCCCGAGUUCGAUGAUCUCACCGUGGAGCAACGGCAGAUGUUCGAAAAAGGUAAUCAGGACAUGCUCAAGCACCUUGAAAGCACCCUGGACAAAGUUAGAACGGCAGAAAAGUCGCUGCUGGAAAUUGCAGAACUCCAAAACCUCCUCGUUAGUAACCUUGCCACUCAAUCAGCACAUAUCGACCAGCUCGUUGCCGACUCCUUUGAAGCCACCGAGGGGAUCGACAAGGGAAACAAAGAACUUAAGAAGAGCGCAGGGAGGGCGAGUCCUGCCCGGUAUACCUUCUUCGCUGCUGCUGGGCUGUGCACCGUGCUCAUCUUGUGGGAUUUGAUCAUCUAG
This is a messenger RNA of Thermochaetoides thermophila DSM 1495, 1176 nucleotides long. RefSeq lists its product as uncharacterized. Gene Ontology annotation, biological process: retrograde vesicle-mediated transport, Golgi to endoplasmic reticulum. NCBI's taxonomy places the organism in Eukaryota, Fungi, Ascomycota, Sordariomycetes, Sordariales, Chaetomiaceae. The transcript has 3 exons. Bases 1 to 1176 code for a protein of 391 amino acids. The record is from RefSeq and is a predicted model, not a curated record. Gene Ontology annotation, cellular component: SNARE complex; endoplasmic reticulum.